AUGGGAGAUUUCAACUCAUUUCUAUCUAUUGAUGAAAAGAAAGGUGGUUCUCCGGUCACAAAUCAUGAGAUGAGAGACAUGCAGAUUUUUGCACAAGCUUGUGGAUUGGUGGAUCUUCGUUCCAUUAGAUGUCGCUUUACAUGGUCUAAUGGUAACGUUUCUUGCAAGCUAGAUACAGCUUUGGUUAAUUCCUUUUGGUUGAUGGCAGAUUAUGAUGCAUAUGCGGAGUUUACGGCACCGGGAUGUCUCUCGGACCACUCAUGUACUAUUGUGCACACUUUGGCCAAAGACCGGCCCCCGGAUAAAGAUUUUAAAUUUAUCAACAUGUGGACACUACACGAAGACUUUGAGAAGAUUGUGAAGGACUCUUGGGCAGUCCCUAUGCAAGGUAAAGCUCAAUAUAUCCUCAAGGCAAAGAUGUUCCGCUUGAAAAGGUGCUUAAGGGAGCUACACAAGAACAAAAUUGGGCACAUUUCGGAAAAGGCAAAGAAAGCAAAAGAAGAAUUAGAGGAGGUCCAAAGAAGCAGUUUAGAUGGUGGCCCAACUCCUAUGGGGUAUACUCACAUAAGGAAGAAAGCAAAUCUCUUAGCCGAAGCGGAAAGGCAAUUCUACCAACAAAGGGCCAAGAAUGUAUACUUGAAGAGUGCGGAUAAAUGCACAAAGUUUUUCCAUGAUAUGGUGAAGAGGAACAAUAAGAGGAAUGCAAUCAUCACACUCAAGAAAAGGAAUGGGGACUAA
Zingiber officinale is the source of this 738-nucleotide messenger RNA. RefSeq lists its product as uncharacterized. The coding region runs from base 1 to 738 and encodes 245 amino acids. The transcript has a single exon. NCBI's taxonomy places the organism in Eukaryota, Viridiplantae, Streptophyta, Magnoliopsida, Zingiberales, Zingiberaceae. The record is from RefSeq and is a predicted model, not a curated record.